This is a messenger RNA of Rhipicephalus microplus (southern cattle tick), 1326 nucleotides long. RefSeq lists its product as uncharacterized. The record is from RefSeq and is a predicted model, not a curated record. Lineage: Eukaryota; Metazoa; Arthropoda; Arachnida; Ixodida; Ixodidae.
AUGCGGGACCCGAUGUAUUUCGAGAACUACGGCACUGCUCUGGACUUCGAGGUGGCCAACAAGGGUGAAAAGGUUCUGGUUCCCAACUUUCUGGUCAACACGCUAGGCGCCAUUGUAGUUCUGAUCACGUGCGUCGUCGUCGCCAGCGUUGGCGUCGCCUCGUUUCGCGGUGCCAAGCGCCAGCAUGUGGUCACCUCAGAAGCAUCGACGACGGUGCUGUGGCUGGACCCCAUCGAUAAGCUUGACCAUCAGAUGGCCGAAGAGUGGCGCACGUACAUGCCGAGCCCCAGGCCCAUCCUCUGCUUCCUCAAUCGCGAGGGAUUUCUCAGGCCACCUCCAGACACAUUGAUACUGCGCCAGUUCCCGGGCUUCUACUGCAACGAGAUCGUGUACAACGGGGUUACCUUGGACAAUGCCACUCUUCAACCCCUGGCUGACGCCACGGACGACGCCGUAAUUUACCACCUCGACCAAGUGCGCAACGCCUUUUACCCCCACUGGAAGAUCGUCGUCAACAUCUUCGUCGGGGAAUAUGCGGCGAAGAAAAUGCUGGGUGGACAAGAAAAGUUGUUUGGCUCCCUAUUCGCCUGGCUAGAGCGUCACCGCGCCGUUGACGGCGUCAACUUUGACUUUGCCGACGACGCCUUUUUCAGAGAUGCGGACGCGUCCAGCGAUGCCGUCUCCCUCUUCGCCUCGGCCAAGGCGGAUCCGCGUUGGGGCAACCGCACCCUGUCCGCCAUGAUGCCGUACGCGGCGACGGUUCUUCUGCACGAGGAGCUGUCCCUCACCAUCGACCGCGUCCUCGUGAAGACCCACAAUCUCCUGAACAAGACAUCGGUGACGACGCAGCUGGCUGCACCGCUUGACUACGCCGGCUCAGCGCACCGUCUCCCCAACCACCGCACGAUCAUGGGUCGCCUCGAAGGACUGGAAGACAACCUGGGGAAGAAGACAUGUUUCACGAUCGCCCUUUCGGGAACCGUUUUCACGCUUAAGUCUCCAUCAAAGUGUGACAUAGGUGAUCCCGUGAUGCCAGGACGCCCUGGGAAGGCCUCCUUCUCGGAUGUAUGCAGCGACACGCCCGACCGUGUCAAGAACAUAGAAGACGACGUUGCCUACAGCUCCGAGAACUACACGUGGGUGUCGUACGAGGACCAGUUCACCGUCUUCGAAAAGACCGCCAAGGUUCUGCGUCACUGGAACCUUCUGUGCGUCGCCGUGGUCGACGUCGACCUCGAUGAUGUCCGAGGCCAGUGCGGACGGGCGUAUCCGCUGCUCAGGCGCAUCUACGAGACAUCGUACAUGCUCAAGUAUUCGCCAGAAUGA